AUGGAGCAAAUCAGUGUUGACCAGAAAGUUCUCAACAUCUGCCAAGAAUUGCGAGCUCCGCCUACGGUGUUGACUCCGAAGCAAUUCAUCCAACGCUUCCUCACAAGUAGCAACUCUGAUAUAGCCUACUUGCGUCGAUUUUGGGCGGCUCCCAGUGGAAUAGAGUCCACUAUGAGUCUCAUUGCAUCUUUACGCCAUGAAAUCAAUAGGACGGAUUCAGGGCGGCAGGCUUGGUAUGAUUUUAUUCUGGAAGAGGCCAUCAACAUCACGGCCACUCAGAUCCCACCUACUGGGAACUACCCCGCUGGUCGUUUUCACAUGAGUUCAACAACGGUUAAGCAGGGUUUCUUCACCGCUGAAACACAGGCCAUACAUGAUGGUGUGCUCACCGAGCUAGACAUGCCUUUUGUGUUUGAUCUAAUGAUGGGCAUGCUGAAUGCCCAACCUCCCAAGAAUGCUGAUCAGCAGGAGGAGAGUGGUGUACCUGCUUCUGCUGAAGUUAUCACCAACGACCUUGCUUCCCCUGAUGUUCUAUCCGGGAUCUCUUACACCCAAGUGGCCCAUGCACAGGAUCGCUUUCAACAGCGGGCGCAUAGAGUAGGUGGUUAG
Puccinia triticina is the source of this 609-nucleotide messenger RNA. RefSeq lists its product as uncharacterized. The transcript has 2 exons. Lineage: Eukaryota; Fungi; Basidiomycota; Pucciniomycetes; Pucciniales; Pucciniaceae. The record is from RefSeq and is a predicted model, not a curated record. Bases 1 to 609 code for a protein of 202 amino acids.